Molecule: messenger RNA, 800 nt
Organism: Rhagoletis zephyria (snowberry fruit fly)
Lineage: Eukaryota; Metazoa; Arthropoda; Insecta; Diptera; Tephritidae
Product: general odorant-binding protein 66-like
Molecular function (GO): odorant binding
Source: RefSeq, a predicted model, not a curated record
UUGAAAGUUGUUAUUUGUAGUGACUAAAAUAUGAAGGCAAGCUUUGUGUAUUUUGCAGUGAUUUGCGUAUUUGUGCACUAUGCGAAUGCGCAGGAUACUACAAGUGUGGAUUGCACCAAAAAGCCACGUCAUGUUCCUCCACACAUGUGCUGCCCAGUGCCUGACCUCACCACCGAUGAACUAAUGCAGAAAUGCGCCCAAUUCGCCGAACCACCACCGCCGCGACCACCUUCCAGUGAAGAACCACCAAUGCGUGGACAUCCACAUCCACAUGGACCACAUAUGCAUCCUUGUUUCAUGGAAUGCAUCUUCAAUCAAACUGAAGUCAUUGGCGAGGAUGGUGAACUCAAUGCGGAUAAAUUUGAGCAGCUGCUAAACACAGUUGUAAAGGACGAUAGGGAAAUGGCUAUAAUUAUGAAAGAAUCAUUCAAUGCUUGCUCUGCCAACGCCAACGAGUUGAAGACGAAAAUCGCCGAAGAGAUUGAAAAAAAUCCGGAGUUUUCCAAACAAAAAUUCCAACCCCUCUGUUCGCCUUUUAGUGCUAUGACAAUGGGUUGUAUCAAAAUGCAGACAUUCCAGAAUUGCCCAUCAUCUACAUGGAAUGAUAAUGAAGAAUGCAAUGCUUUCCGUAAAUUUAUUAUGGAAUGCAAAAAGCCUAAGUAAGGGCUGUUUUCCUACAAAUACACAUAUGCAUAUAUAAGUAUGUAUAUACAUAUAUUCUUACGCAUCAUGUUAAAUAUGUAUUUGCAUAUGUUUUUGUAAGUACUUUGUGGGCGCAAUAAAAAUAAUUUGUUCAUAUU